Molecule: messenger RNA, 786 nt
Organism: Haliotis rubra (blacklip abalone)
Lineage: Eukaryota; Metazoa; Mollusca; Gastropoda; Lepetellida; Haliotidae
Product: tigger transposable element-derived protein 6-like
Exons: 1
Coding region: 1-786 (261 amino acids)
Molecular function (GO): nucleic acid binding
Source: RefSeq, a predicted model, not a curated record
AUGACAGCACUGAUCUUCAAAGACUGGCUUGUGAAGUUUGAUAGGCACAUGCGCAGACAGCGACGACAAGUGAUAUUGCUGAUUGACAAAGCCCCUUCCCAUGCCUCCGUAGAUCUCACCAACGUAAAGCUUCACUAUCUGCCUCCGAAUACAACAUCCCACAUUCAGCCCCUAGAUGCAGGAAUCAUAAAGAAUUUCAAACUUCUUUACAAGAAGCAGCAGAUGAAACUUCAUCUUGACAACGCCAGCACAGACACGCCAGUACCACUUGAUAUCAAGCAAGCCCUACUGUUUAUCCGAUCAGCGUGGAGAGAUGUAAAACAACCAACGAUCAUCAACUGCUGGCGUCAUGCAAAAAUCCUGCCACCUACUGACAGCCAGAUCGAGCCCGAUAAUGAACCAACUGAAGACGUCCGAGAUUUACAGGAAACUCUUGACAAGCUAUACCCGGAUGCACCCGUACCUGUCAGUGACUUCAUAGAAUUAGACGCAAAUCUGCCAUGUGAGGAAGCCAUGACAGAAGAUGAAAUCAUCGAGAUUGUCCGACCUACUGCUGAAGAAGAAACAACAAUCAACACUGAAGAAGACCAGACAACCGAGCCAGUCAUUCCCAAGCUACCUCAGGUCAAAACAUUGCUGAACACUUUACAGACAUUUGUGACAUACAACUUAGACGUGUUUGAUGUGAGUGACCUGGACUUCAUCGACACGUUGAAAACUAAAAUGCAGAAGACCUCAGAAAAAAAUGAACAACAAAAAACCCUCAAAGACUAUUUCAAAUUUUAA